UGACGGUUGGGAGUCUGUCCGAGGCCCCGGCUGAAGACGGAGGCCGCCACCGCCGCCAAGAUGUCGGUCCCGAGCGCCCUGAUGAAGCAGCCGCCCAUACAGUCCACGGCAGGAGCCGUCCCGGUCCGCAAUGAGAAAGGUGAAAUUUCCAUGGAAAAGGUGAAGGUGAAGAGGUAUGUGUCGGGGAAGAGGCCGGACUACGCGCCCAUGGAAUCCUCGGAUGAGGAGGAUGAGGAGUUCCAGUUCAUCAAGAAGGCCAAAGAGCAGGAAAUCGAACCCGAGGAACAGGAGGAGGAUUCGUCCAGCGACCCCCGUCUGCGGCGCCUGCAGAACCGCAUCAGCGAGGAUGUGGAAGAGAGGUUGGCCCGGCACCGGAAGAUCGUGGAGCCGGAGGUGGUCGGAGAGAGCGACUCCGAAGUGGAGGGAGAUGCCUGGAGGUUGGAGCGGGAAGACAGCAGUGAGGAGGAAGAGGAGGAGAUUGACGACGAGGAGAUCGAGCGGCGGCGAGGGAUGAUGCGCCAGCGAGCCCAGGAGAGGAAGAACGAGGAGCUGGAGGUGAUGGAGGUGGAGGACGAGGGGCGCUCCGGUGAGGAGUCCGAGUCCGAGUCUGAGUACGAGGAGUACACGGACAGCGAGGACGAGAUGGAGCCCCGCCUCAAGCCCGUCUUCAUCCGCAAGAAAGACCGGGUGACGGUACAAGAGCGGGAGGCCGAGGCGCUGAAGCAGAAGGAGCUGGAGCAGGAGGCCAAGCGGCUGGCGGAGGAGCGACGCAAGUACACGCUGAAGAUAGUGGAGGAGGAGACCAAGAAGGAGCUGGAGGAGAACAAGCGGUCGUUGGCGGCCCUGGACGCCCUCAACACCGACGACGAGAACGACGAGGAGGAGUACGAGGCCUGGAAAGUGCGGGAGCUGAAACGCAUCAAGCGGGACCGAGAGGACCGGGAAGCGAACGAGAAGGAGAAGGCGGAGAUCGAGCGCAUGCGCAACCUGACGGAGGAGGAGCGGCGGGCGGAACUGCGCGCCAACGGCAAAGUCAUCACCAACAAGGCCGUCAAGGGCAAAUACAAGUUCCUGCAGAAGUACUACCACCGUGGGGCCUUCUUCAUGGAUGAGGACGAGGAGGUCUACAAGAGGGACUUCAGCGCGCCCACCCUGGAGGACCACUUCAACAAGACCAUCCUGCCGAAAGUCAUGCAGGUGAAGAACUUCGGGCGUUCGGGCCGCACCAAGUACACCCAUCUGGUGGACCAGGACACCACCUCCUUCGACUCGGCCUGGGGCCAGGAGAGCGCCCAGAACACCAAGUUCUUCAAGCAGAAGGCAGCCGGGGUGCGGGACGUCUUCGAGCGGCCAUCGGCCAAGAAGAGGAAAGCCACCUAGAGCCCGGCCCACCGCCCCAAUCCUGGACACGCAGGCGGGCGCCGGCCCGCCCCCACAGCACUGCAGUCUGUCUGCCCCGUCUCCAACCUGGAGUGGACUGGGCCCAGCUGGGGUCCCUCGUGACUGUGUGGGUCAGCGGACCCCGGCACCCCUGUUCCCAGAGGGGAUGCCAGGUCCGGGCCCUCCGGGAAACCGGGCCCGGUGCGGCCUCUUCCCAGCUCCCGCUGCUUGGGGCUGGAGCCUCGGGAGAGCCACGGCGGUUGGGCCCAAGACCCCACCCCCAGGCCAGGAAACCUGAAAUUAUUAAGCGUCGUCUGUACAGUGACCCGGGAUGGAACCCCUAUUCUAUUAAACAGCGUUUGUACAA
Molecule: messenger RNA, 1747 nt
Organism: Tachyglossus aculeatus (Australian echidna)
Lineage: Eukaryota; Metazoa; Chordata; Mammalia; Monotremata; Tachyglossidae
Gene: MFAP1
Product: microfibril associated protein 1
Exons: 9
Coding region: 61-1380 (439 amino acids)
Biological process (GO): mRNA splicing, via spliceosome
Cellular component (GO): U2-type spliceosomal complex
Molecular function (GO): RNA binding
Source: RefSeq, a predicted model, not a curated record